Sceloporus undulatus (fence lizard) is the source of this 5342-nucleotide messenger RNA. RefSeq names its product membrane palmitoylated protein 2 (gene MPP2). Gene Ontology annotation, molecular function: protein binding. The coding region runs from base 372 to 2030 and encodes 552 amino acids. The transcript is spliced from 14 exons. NCBI's taxonomy places the organism in Eukaryota, Metazoa, Chordata, Lepidosauria, Squamata, Phrynosomatidae. The record is from RefSeq and is a predicted model, not a curated record. Gene Ontology annotation, cellular component: plasma membrane; cell-cell junction.
CGAAGCUCCCAGCAGUUUGGAUCGCCUCCUGGGCGCAUCUGGAUCGCAGGUUGCUGCUGCUGGUUCUGCAUUGGAGGAGUCAAGAGAAUGACCCUGCACAAGGCUAUUCUGGAAGAGAAUAUUUCGCUGCUCACUGUUCUAAAAGCGCACGCAGCAAAAUAAUAUAGCAAAAGAAGAUGGGCCAGUCCUACCAUCAGGCAUCAGAUACUGUACUGGGAACCUGUUCAAAGAGAGAACUGUGCUCCAUGUGUCUUGCCCUGUGAAUGGAAUAAGAAGAGAGGGUGUCAUCUUGUUCCUAGCCUCAGCAUCACCAGCAGGACCUGUCAGAAAAAGAAGAAUUAUUAGCCACUUUUACUGCCAGCACAGAGAAAAUGCCUGUUGCUUCUACAAACUCUGAGACAGCCAUGCAGCAGGUCUUGGACAACCUCAGUGACCUCCCUAACUCUAUGGGGGCUGGAGAUCUGGAUCUCAUCUUUCUCCGUGGCCUCAUGGAGAGUCCAAUAGUAAGAUCAUUGGCUAAGGCUCAUGAGCGGCUGGAGGAGACAAAGCUGGAGGCCGUGAGGGACAACAAUUUGGAGCUGGUCCAGGAGAUCCUGAAAGACAUCACUUGCAUCGCCCAGCAAGACAGUACGGCUGCCGAACUGGCUCGCAUCCUCCAGGAACCCCACUUCCAGUCCCUCCUGGAAACCCACGAUUCAGUUGCCUCCAAGAGCUACGAGACUCCACCACCCAGUCCCAUCCUGGACCCCAUGUUCAACAACCAGCCUGUGCCCCCAGAUGCUGUGCGCAUGGUGGGGAUUCGUAAGACUGCUGGGGAACACCUGGGUGUUACAUUCCGGGUGGAACGUGGUGAGCUGGUCAUUGCACGCAUCCUGCAUGGUGGUAUGAUUGACCAGCAAGGGCUGCUGCAUGUGGGCGACAUCAUCAAGGAGGUGAAUGGGCAGGAAGUGGGCAGUGACCCUCGGGCACUCCAGGAGGUGCUGAAAAACGCCAGUGGAAGUGUUGUGCUCAAAAUCCUGCCCAGUUACCAGGAACCACACCCACCACGUCAGGUUUUUGUGAAGGCCCACUUUGAUUAUGACCCUGUCACUGACAACCUCAUCCCAUGUAAAGAAGCUGGGCUCAAGUUUGUUGCUGGAGACCUCCUUCAGAUUGUCAACCAGGAUGACCCCAACUGGUGGCAGGCCUGCCAUGUUGAGGGAGGUAGCGCAGGGCUGAUCCCAAGCCAACUACUGGAGGAGAAACGCAAGGCAUUUGUAAAGCGUGAUGUUGAAGUUACACCAUCAUCAGGUGCCUUGUGCGGAAGCCUCAGUGGGAAGAAGAAGAAAAGGAUGAUGUACCUGACCACCAAAAAUGCAGAGUUUGACCGUCACGAACUACUCAUCUAUGAAGAGGUGGCUCGCAUGCCUCCAUUCCGUAGGAAAACCUUGGUACUCAUUGGUGCCCAAGGAGUGGGCCGUCGGAGUCUUAAAAACAAACUUAUCAUGUCUGAUCAGUCUCAGUAUGGAACCACCAUCCCAUACACUUCCCGGAGACCCAAAGAACAUGAAAAAUCUGGUCAGGGCUACUCCUUUGUAACAAGGGGAGAGAUGGAGGCAGAUAUCAAAGCAGGCCGUUAUUUGGAGCAUGGCGAGUACGAGGGAAAUCUCUAUGGGACCAAGAUUGACUCUAUCCAUGAAGUUGUUGAGUCAGGCAAGAUGUGCAUUCUGGAUGUCAACCCACAGGCAGUGAAGGUUUUGAGGACAGCUGAAUUCGUCCCUUACGUUGUGUUCAUUGAAGCACCAGAUUUUGAGACUCUGCGAGCCAUGAACAAAGCAGCUCUGGAGAGCGGAGUGGCUACCAAGCAACUCACAGAUGCUGACUUGAAGCGGACAGUCGAUGAGAGCUGCCGAAUUCAUCGAGGCUAUGGGCAUUACUUUGACCUCUGCUUAAUCAAUGACAACAUGGAGCGGACAUUCCAACAACUGCAGGAAGCCUUGGAGAAGCUGCGUGCUGAACCACAGUGGGUUCCUGUUAGCUGGGUUUACUAGAGUGGUGCAAUCCUUCUACUGGCUGCAACAACAGAGCCUUGGCUUUCUCAUCUACCCCACUUGGCCAAGGGAUCCAGAUUUCUUUCCUGUUCCUCCUGACAAGUUUUCUACUUGUCAUCUGCCCCUUCUUGUCACCGAGCCCACCUAGGAAAUGCAGGUGGAGCUAAGCUGUUGGUAUCCAGUUCUAAAGGGAAGGUGCUUCCUCACUUCAUUCCAACCAACCAAGAACUCUUUUUCUACUCCCACAGAUAUGUGGAUGUCCUCUCUCCCAAUUCUUUCCAUCAUUGACAUUAAGAAGCCCUUUGAUGGAAAAUUCAGUGUAAUGAAUGCAGUAUUAGUGGGGCAGGACUGAGCAGGGCUACCAAAUACCCAUAAUGCCUUGCUAUGUCUGCUUCUCCUGAGCAUCUCAAUUACUGACUCCUUUACUGUCAGAAGGGUCAGGAAGACAGCAUCUCCUCUGAUCACAGCUAACUCACUGCCAAAAACACUGCUUCAUAGAUGGACCACAAUCUUGUUAUUGCCAAAAGAACUGCCAGACUGGGUUUUCUCCCCACAGGGAACAUUGGAAGAAGUGGAGGGAUGGAGGGUGGAAAUAUACCUUGCGUCUCUACAAAUUUGGUCUGUGCAAUAGUGUUGCAUGAUUUUGUGGGAUAUUAAAGGGGAACUGUAGACACAUCCAUAAAAAUGUUUGUGAGCAGGAAAAAUGCAACUUGGUGACCCUGUUGGAGGAACUUUGGUCUGGAGCCUACAGCCUUGCGUUCAGUCCUUGCAACUCACACAUACACAUACACUUACACAAACACAUAUACUCCAAUGGCCUCAGGUUUGCUUUUUUUAAAAAUGGGGCUAAAUUUUUAAGUAUUAUUAUUAGUAGUAUAAUGUUUACACCCUAUGGGAAUGUUUGAAAAGAUGGGAUCAUUAAUUGAAAAAACAUUUAUUUUGGGUGGGAUUCUUGUCCAAACUAUCAUCAAAGGCAGACCCAGAGCCUCAGCAACAUGCCAUUGAUGACCCUCGACCUCCCUAAAGGUCUCUGCUUUCCUGGGACCUUCAGAAAUUGAUGUUGGUCAUAGCAUACAACAACCUAAAUUUAGUCAAAGUAUCUUUCUUUAAUGUCUCAAUGAGAAUAUUCUUCCUUAUCCCAUCUUCCUCUCAGUAGCCAAUAUGCUAGUAAGAAAACUCCAUGGCUGGCAGAGAUAUCACUAAAUUUCAGAUCUCAGUCUUUGCUAUUGUUCAUCUUUACACAUUCAUCCCCACUUAUAUGAGCCCCAGAUCACUCCUGAUUCCCAGUACAUCCAAUGCUCCCUUCUUGGGCCAAUACUGCUUACAGAAGGAUGCCCACUGGGUUGGUGAUGUCAGGUAUCCAGACCUUAUGUUCCUCCCGGUCUUGACUUUCACCACAAGACUGCCUGCAGUGCUUUUAGGUCCCACCAGGAUUCUCCUUCUUCCUUCCAGAACCAGCAAUGACUACCUCACACUCUAUGGCAGCUGUUAAAAUGGUGGCACAAGCCGCUGCAGAGUGAGGGCAGAACCUUUGGGCUUGGCUUUUCACUGCCAGAUUAAUAAAGGGGGCUUGUUCACAGGGUUCUCGCUCUCACACACAUAUCCGUUUCUUAAUUCUAAAAGUCACACCUGCCCACCACUCCUGAUGUAAUCGCCAGAAACCUGCCAGCUCUGUCUUGUCCCCCCCUUUUUUUAAUAGGACAUGGUAAGGAGGAAAAGAUAGAAAGAUUUCCUUUAUCAGGCAGAACAAUACCUGUAGUUGGCUCAUUUACUCCAUGGACUCUGCCUCCAGAUUUCUGGGUUUUUUUUGGCACUCCCAGAAUUUAUUUCAAUAGCAGUUUCUAUAGCAAUAACUCCAUCUGCUGGAUAUCUAGUGAAGAAGUAUAUGGGGGUCCAUUAAUACCAUAAUACUAAAAUGCACAUGGUAUUGUACACAGUAUGGAGGGAGGAAUAAGAAGGGAGGGAAUGCAUUAAUGCUCCCUUGUACGUACUAGUCUGCUCACCAUUGGCAAGGGGAGAUGGCAUGCACUUGAGUAGAAUAGAAUUUCACAUACGUGAGUGAAGGGACAUGAGGAGAAGGAAGAGGAGGAAAAGGAAAGAUAUUAUUUCAUCUUUCCUUUGUGCCUAGCAUAGAAACCAAGCAGGCUUCCAGGAAAGAAGUGUAAUCCUCAUUGCUUCCCUAUCAACCCCUAGGAGGCUAAUACUUUAUUAUUGUUAUUUUUUAGGAUAGUAUGUUUUGCUAGCAGUGAAUGCUGCUGAGGAAAGGGGUUUUCAAAAGCUGCAUACAAUUCCCUGGGACUGUAGUACAGAGGAGAGGCCAUUGCAUACCUUCAUGCUGCAAAUCAGACAACUGGGUUGUUUACUCUAGGCCUUCCAAGUUACUAGUCCUCUGAGGACAUCAGCAUAUUGUGAGCAGAGCUAUCCUUCCACUACUGUUAGUUUUCUGUAGCAAUUACAGAUUUUCAAAUUUCCUUAGAAUGUAGGCACCUUUGUCUCAACUUCUCCCAGAAGAGCUAGAAGGGUUGGGAGGAACACACUCCAUAUUUUCUGUAGUGUGAAUGUGCUAUUGCACAUAGGCUAGCCAAACAAUUAAGCAUAGUAAGAAAACUAUUUAAUAGUUGGCAGUUGGUGGCUUCCAUCUCAAUGGAGUGACAAAUGUGCUCUGGAUUAACUUUAAAGGAACCAUCCAAGGUGCUAAAAAUAUUUCUGGGAUGUGGUUGGGUACCUUGGAUAGCUCAUUUAAAUUUCAUACUAUACCAGAGUAAUGUCUGGGCUGCAUUGCUUAAUUGCCAACAAGGUCCUGAAAGUGCCAAGAGAAAAUACUGUAUGUUCACAUAUUUUGAGUUGGGCGAUAAUUCCUAGAUUUCCCAAGUCAGCAUGGCCAGGGGUUUCUGGGAGCUGUGGUACAGGAAAGUAACUUUUCCUAGGCCUGGCAGAGACCAUUGCUGACACUGUCUCCCCUUGCUGUGGCCUGACCAUUCUGCGCAGUAUCAGGAGUUUGGAUCUUGCCAUCAUUUUAAUUUCCCACAGUGCAUUUAACUUAGUAUGUUACUCAAGGACUGGAGGAAAUUUAAAGGAUGUUUAAACCUACCAUUUUUAGGUGACUGGCACUACCAAAGCUUACUAAGUAAAGAAAGAGCAUGAGAGAAUACAGUACUUGAUCCAGUGUGUCUUUUGUUCUGGAGUUGAUUCUGGUACAGGUUGAAUCCCCCUCAUCUAGAAUUCUGAAAAUGGUAAUAUGCCAAAAACCAAAACUUUUUUUCAUGGUGGCUGAGAUAGUGCCAUGUUUGCUUUCUGAUGCUUCAGUGUAUA